AUGGGUUGUGCUGCCAGCAUUGUUCUGCUCCAAGCCUUUCGUUCUGUGGUACAGAGGAACUGUCCACAUAUCUGCAGGCGACGACGACGAGAGGAGUUGUCACAUGAAAUUCUGCCGCUGGAUAGUGAUGAUGAAAUGAGCAGACCAAGGACUCUCAUCAUAAUGCAGGAAAAACCCAAGCUCUUGGAGCCUUUGGAUUAUGAAGCUGUUAUCACAGAGAUUGAGAAAAAUAUUGGGGAUAACCAGUUUAAGGAUCUGAUAUUAUUCCCCGACGAUGACUUUUCAACAGACACAAUUUCACUGGAAAUCAGGACGCUGUACCCUUCUGUACCUGAAGAUGCAGAACAAAAAGCAGAAAAUUUAUUUGUUAAAGAGGCUUGUAAAUACUACAGUUCCCAGUGGCAUGUUGUGAACUACAAAUAUGAACAGUAUUCAGAAGACUUUCGACACUUACCACAAAAUGAAUGUAGACCAGAGAAACUGCCGUCACAUUCCUUUGAAAUCGAUCAUGAAGAUGUGGAUAAGGAUGAAGAUACAACAUCCCACUCAUCUUCAAAAGGUGGUGGUGGUGGAGGAGGAGGAGGAUUGGCAGCAGGAGUUUACAAGUCUGGAUGGCUUUAUAAAGGGAAUUUCAACAGCACUGUAAACAAUAGCAUUACUGUUCGGUCAUUCAAAAAGCGCUACUUCCAGCUGACACAGUUGUCGGAUAACUCAUAUAUUAUGAAUUUUUAUAAAGAUGAAAAAAUAUCAAAGGAGCCAAAGGGAUGUAUUUUCUUAGAUUCUUGUACAGGAGUUGUACAGAAUAACAGACUUAGGAAACAUGCCUUUGAAUUGAAAAUGAAUGACCUCACAUACUUUGUGCUGGCAGCUGAAAAUGAGCAGGAUAUGGAUGACUGGAUUUUCACUCUCAACAAAAUCCUGCAAAUAAGUCCAGAGGGAACCAUUCAGGAGAGGAAAAGUGCAGAUCUCACUGAUCUGAAACUUGACCCUGCAGAGGUUUCGGUGAAUUACGAUUGCUCUCAAGAAGAGAGUGAUUCUUCAGAGAACACCUUGCACCCAGACUUCGCAAAAUACAUCACAGAAACAGAAGAAACGGUGAAAGCCUCUCGAAAUACAGAGCGUCUAAAUCUUUUCUCUUUGGAUCCUGAUAUAGCAUUAUUGAAUCCUCAGAAAAAGGAGUUUCCAGGGACAAACUCGGUGAUCAAGCCAUUUGAAGAAAAGCCUGCAAAGAGAAUCCUGAUAACUUGUAAAUCCCUCAGUUUGAAUCUCCAGGCCUGUGUUACUGAAAAUGAGAAUGAUCCUUCAACAAAUGUAGAGCCUUUCUUUGUGAGCGUGGCGCUGUAUGAUGUCAGGGAUGGCAGGAAGAUCUCUGCUGAUUUUCAUGUGGAUUUGAACCACACACUCGUUAGACAGAUGAUUUCAGGUUCCUCGUUUUCAUUAGAAAAUGGCACUGUUGAAAAUACAGACUCAAAUGAAAUGGAAGAACCACAGGUCAAGGGGUUCCCGGAAGAAUGGCUGAAAUACCCAAAACAGGCUCUUUUCUCCAUAAGUAAUCCUCAUUCUGAGAUCGUAUUAGUGGCAAAAAUAGAAAAAGUGCUUACGGGAAACAUUGCCAGCAGUGCUGAACCUUACAUUAAGAAUCCUGAUUCUUUUAAGUGUGCACAAAAAGUGUUAAAAUCCAAUAAGCAGUUCUGCAGCAAGCUGGGGAAAUACCGUAUGCCAUUCGCUUGGUCAGUGAGACCAGUGUUUAAAGAUAAUCAGGGAAAUGUUGACAGAGACUCCCGAUUCUCACCUUUAUUCAGGCAAGAAAGUAAUAAGAUUUCCAUGGAAGAUUUGAUUAAACUAAUAGCAGAAUACAGAAGAGCAGAGAAGAUUAGCAAAAUACAGACUAUACCCGGCUGUUUGGAGAUUGCAGUUGAUUGUGUUCCUUUGGAACAUCCAAACUGUGUAACUUCAUCUUUUAUUCCAAUCAAGCCAUUUAAUGACAUAAAGGACCAUCAACCUACAGUGGAAGUUGAAGAGUUUGUACAGGAAUCAACAAAAUAUUCUCGACCUUACAGAGUGUACAAGAACCAAAUAUACAUAUAUCCAAAACACCUCAAGUAUGAUAGUCAAAAAUACUUCAACAAGGCACGGAAUAUAACAGUGUGCAUUGAAUUUAAAAGCUCUGAUGAAGAAGGAGCAAAGCCACUGAAGUGUAUUUAUGGGAAGCCAGGUGGACCAUUAUUUACAACGGCAGCCUACACCGCUGUGCUACAUCAUUCCCAGAAUCCUGAUUUCUAUGAUGAGGUGAAAAUUGAACUUCCCACUCAACUCCAUAAGAAACACCACAUUCUGUUUUCAUUUUAUCAUGUCACCUGUGACAUAAAUGCAAAAGCUAAUGCCAAAAAGAAAGAGGCUCUGGAAACACCAGUGGGAUACGCAUGGCUUCCUUUGUUGAAAGAUGCCCAGUUAGCUUCCCAAGAACACAAUGUGCCAGUGGCAAGCAGUCUGCCUCCCAAUUACUUGAGCCUUCAAGAACCAACUAGUGGAAAGCAGAUCGGCUGUGAUGUAAAAUGGGUCGAUAGUGGGAAACCACUUUUCAAAGUCUCUACUUUUGUUGUAUCGACAGUAAAUACACAGGAUCCAUACCUGAAUGAUUUUUUCCAGCAGUGCCAAGAAAGGGAAAAGGAUCUAUCCCAGCCUCCUACCUCAAACUUUGUCAAUUCUUGUGAGAAUUUGCUGAAGAUCGAGAAGAUCCAUGUAAUUAUGAAUUUUCUUCCUGUAGUCCUGAAUCAACUCUUCUGGGUUUUGGUGCAAAACAGUGAUGAUGAAGUUACAACAGCUGUGACCAG
Pelecanus crispus (Dalmatian pelican) is the source of this 2834-nucleotide messenger RNA. Lineage: Eukaryota; Metazoa; Chordata; Aves; Pelecaniformes; Pelecanidae. The record is from RefSeq and is a predicted model, not a curated record.